Messenger RNA from Colletotrichum paranaense, 7728 nucleotides. Its product is annotated as GTPase-activator protein for Ras-like GTPase. The transcript has 14 exons. Bases 1 to 7728 code for a protein of 2575 amino acids. Gene Ontology annotation, biological process: regulation of GTPase activity. The record is from RefSeq and is a predicted model, not a curated record. Lineage: Eukaryota; Fungi; Ascomycota; Sordariomycetes; Glomerellales; Glomerellaceae.
AUGAACGGCGAUGCUGGUCUCGUCGGCUGUCUGGUCGAUAGGCUUGCCACCAGACUACCUCACCGGACGGGAACUCAUGGACAGGAGCUCCAACAGGACGACGUUGUCCUCAUCACGAGAUCAACGCUAGUCAAAAUCAGCACCUCAGCCGUCGCCUUUGUUCUCGAUUCCCUCGUUGCACUUCUCGAAGACAUAAUACGAAACUACAAAGGCCUUCCUCCGCCCGCCCAUCCUCCCCACGUUCUCCUUUCCGAAGUCUACGUCCUUGCCCUCGCUGCCGACUGCUGCACCGCCCAUUGGAACCAAGUCAAGGCACAAGGCAUCCGCCAACCUUCUGCCGAAGCAGACACUCGUCGUGUUACCUCAGCAAACCUCGCAAAUGUUCCCGAGCCGUUGGACGAAGCUCUUGUCAAUCGCGUCUUUGACUUAGUCAAGUGGCUUGUUGAGCCCAUUCCCGAGGGCUAUGUCUUACCCUCGUCUACCAUUCUAGACGAUACCUCGAGACACGCCGACUCCAUAGCCCGCUCCUCGGGCGGGCUUGCCUCGCCGCUCCCCGGUGAUACUGACGCUCCCGAGGACGACGGAACCCUGCCCACCACCCAAUUAGCCGUUUUGGAACCUUGCAUUAGGAUCAUCGUGGAAUACGUCACGGCCUCUACAUGGUCUUGCUCUUUUGACUAUUUCAGGAACGUCGUAUAUACCGUUCGCACUGCAGCUGUAGUGCAGGCUGCUCCUGGUCAGUCGGCCGCUACCCCCGACGACGACAAGGCUUCCCUGGCGGUGCUUAAGAUUCUGUCCUUCUUCUGGGUCGACGCCCAAAAGCUAGGUUUAAUAAUCCAGGAGAUAUGCUCCAGCUUCCUACAUUUCCGCAAAUCCUUUCAAAAUACUGUUGCCGUCGUCGCCCCCUUGUUAGUUACCAGGUGGCUCGAUCGAUAUCCACAUGAAUUCGUGCAGCAGCACACUUUACACAGGCGUCUCGACGGCGGCGCCGAUACUCUGUUUGACAUGACGCAGACGGUCGUUGACAAUGGCCGCAAGAAAGGAGUUCUAUACCCUUUGCAGACCACGUUAUUAUUCCUACUACCCGAUGUUUUCGAGGUGGCUAGCAAUCUCCGAGAGGCUAAGAGUAGCAGUAUGGCCAAGAAGGUCGGCUUUCUAGACAACUUAAGAAAGGCUCUGAGGAACAAGAACGAACAGGCCGCUUACUCGUUGGUGUCCCUCUUGAGAGCAUCUCGCCACUUCGUUGCCGAAGACGAUGCCGCAUUGGUGAGCUACGCCAUGGAUGUACAAGACGAGGUCCGCGAGGCUGUCUUUCGGCGCGGCAACGAGUCCUCCUUAUUUGAUCAAGACUUGAUGACAGCUGCGUUUGUCAGCCUCGCUGAACUGAGUCUAGAAAGCUGUGUCGAUUCACUAAGAGAGUCAUAUCUUGGCCUCUCUUCCCCGCAGGCUUUCAAGACUGCCGUCGUCCAAGGUUGCCGUUACUUUGCCCGUCAAAACGACUCGCAUGUUUAUGAGCAGCUUUUUGCUGUCGCGGGUCCCUUCAUGCGGACGCAGCUCAAGGCUGUUGCGGACUUGCCAGCAGAAGCUACCGCCGUAGCUCUGGCACUACCACGUCGCGACUCGAACUUACACUCGUUCACAAAUAUGGCAUGCGAUGUUCUUAAGUUUCUGGAUGCUUCACCACGCUCUCUCUUCGACGGCGACAGCCAAAGCGAUACGGUUACCGGCGCUGCUGACGAGGAUGUGUUUUUGUCCUUUCUCUCAUGCGUCGUGUCCGCCAACCCGACCAUCAGGAGACUCGCCACAGGUGUUGCGAAGCGUCUCUUUUCCGACAGCUCCAUCAUCGACACACUCCGUGCCCGUGGCAGACUGAGUUCUGUUGCACUGAGAAGGGAAUUUUGGAGACGCAGCUCGAGCAGCUCUCUGGUAUUACUCAACAUGUGCAACGAUGUCACAUCUGAUGGCAACGGUUCAGAGGUGAAGGCUAUUCAUGAAUAUCUUGAAGCCCGGAAGUUCUUGCUGGCGUCGCUGCGGGAGCUCUCCGAUAUGCCCGAAGGCGUACCCGAAAUAGAGGCAGCGUCCUCCAGACUUGAAACGACGCUCCUAGUCUCCUUAUGUUCAGCUGAUGUCGAAACCUGUCAGACGGUGACCUCGUGCAUAGGCCUCUUUUUCGAAGAGAACAACCUUGUGGACAUGACCUCUGACACAGCCAAAGUAUUUGCCUCACUGCUACGCAACGGCGAGGUGUACGGCGAGAUCGCAUCUCGAGCGUUCCGAUUCACAGGGCUCGUGGCUUUUCAAAAGAGGAUUCGCGGCUUGCUCCGCCGGUUGCAAUAUCCUACAAGCGGCAUCCUUUCGGCCUGGGAGUAUGGCUUCGAGCGAUGGCUUCUUCUUUCGAGAGAGGUCUCAAUGGCACCUGUUGAUGCUGUCGAUGAAAGAGCGCUGACCGAAUGGCGAAACUACUCGGGUUUUCUCGCAUCUCUCGGUGGGAUAUGCACGGCGAACCAGACAAUCAUCCUUGAGGAGCCAACACUGAACGGCCUGAGAUGGAUUGAUAAGCUCUCCUCUGAGAACCAUGAAGAACCCUUAUUGAGCAGGUAUCUGAAGUUGAGCAUCCAGCUUCUUGGAUGUGCAAGCAUCAGGAUCAGAGAAGCAACCAGGGAGGUUUUAUCAAGCGAGGUGUCAUCCACACUUUACCAAGCUCUCUUCAAAUCUCUCGAGUCUGAGCUUGAGGUCUUGUUCACCGGUGCACUAGCGCCGAGUGACAAGGCACAGGACGUCGAAAUUAUAUUUGCCGAGCAAGCCAUUUCUCUUCUGAAAGCGCUCGUGGAACGGCUCGAGAGCCCUUCAGACCUUGGUGCCGCUUCAGCCAUACAUCUUGGUGCUCUCGCACUCAAUUUCGCGAAAUUCCUCGAUGGCAUCGCUGAUAGCACCAAUACCCUCCGAGUCAAGAUCAAGGUCUGUCAGCUGUGCGAGGCAGUAACGAAGAGGAAAGAACACUUAAACCUCAGAGAUGACGUGCGGAUCCGAAAUCAGCUCCUGGAGUAUAUCUUUGGCUGGAUUGCUCGGCCUCGGUCUCCGCGUCUUGACCCAGGUACCAACUCAAGUGGCCGUUUGGACGAAGUCGUGAGAGUGCAGAAGGACCUGGACAAGGCUUGCUUGAAGUCACUGGCCGAACUCACUUUCCGUCUCCCCUUGCAACCUGGCGAGGGCCAGACCGACGCUGGUACGAGCGAGCUCAAGUCACAGAUGUUUCAUACCUAUUUCAACAGAUUCCUUUCGCUACUCAACCACGAGUCUCUUGAAGGCGGGAGGAACGAUUUGCUGGCAGGAAUUUCCAGUCGCGAUGAGGGUGGAUCUUCGUCAGAAUUUGCUAUCACCAUUCUCUCAAAUCUCUUGAGUGCUAAUAUUGACGUCGGCCUGAAGCACUCUCUUAACAUUGGAUACCAUGACAAUGUCGAGAUCAGGACAGCCUUCGUCAAAGUCCUGUACAACAUCCUCAUUCAGGGCACGGAAUUCAGCAACCUAACAGACGCUGCCGUCAGUGAGAAGUAUGACGAAUUACUCGAGCUCCUCACCAAAGACAUGACAUUGGUAGCAGCGAUGAGCGCUGUGUGCCCAAGCAGCGAGGUUGACGAACUGACUGUCUCUCUGCUGACAAUCUUCGAACAUCGUGGUCUCAGCUUUGAACUGCUAGAAGUUCUCAUCAAGCAAGAGAUCGAAGAAACAGACAACGAAUCAGAGAUAUUACGGCGGACAUGCGUCGCAACCAAAAUGCUUUCCGUCUACGCUAAGUGGAAGGGACAACCGUACCUCAAGGCGACACUGCAAAAGGUCGUCGAAAGGUUGAUGUUGACUUCCAAAGACCUAGAUCUCGAGUUGGACCCCGCUCGCGUGAGUUCUACAGAUGAACUCCAGAAGAACGCCCUUCAGCUGCGUAUUGUAGCGAAGGUUUUCAUCGACGACAUUUGUGCAUCGUCCUCGACCAUGCCAGCCUCGUUCCGCAGGAUCUGCAAUAUCAUCUCUGCUGCCGUACUCCCACGGUUCCAGGAGGCCAAGUACACGGCUGUUGGGGCAUUCGUUUUCCUUCGAUUCUUCUGUCCAGCCAUUGUUGCGCCUGAAGUCGAAGGCUUAGUUACCACGACGCCGUCAAAGGAGAUGCGACGAGGGCUCCUACUCAUCGCGAAGGUCAUUCAGAACUUGGCAAACAAUGUUCUGUUUGGGGCCAAGGAGCCCUACAUGUUUCCCUUGAAUGACUUCCUUACUCAGAACAUCUACAAGGUGACAACCUUCUUACGCGAGAUUUCUGUGCCUCCAGAGAACCUCGAAACUCCUCCUACCAUCGAAUCCUUCGACUUCGGAUCUUGCGUUGCGCUACAUCGGUUUCUAUAUGACCAUUGGGAUCAUAUGCGCCAAAGACUUGUCACUCAAGAACGGAAGGACUUCGUGCGGUCGCCCGCUGAGGUGUCCCGGGGUCGGUCGCCUGUUCUCGAGCCUUUGCGCAAUCUCAUCACGAAUUUAGGCCCCCCGCCCUUGGCUGUGACUUGGAACAGACCACAAAUUUCGACAAACACUCCGCCUUCGUACUCAAGAUUUCAAAAUUUUAUGCUUCGAAACGCAUUCCGGAGUACUGAAUCCUUUAUCACUGCUAGAGCCGUCUAUGACGGAGGUGAAAGCAAGGACUCUCUUUCCAUAAUUUGCAUCAUCCUACGACACAUUGAUGCAGAGAGCAUAGACUACGAUACACUCUUGUACUGCUACCUAAAGAUCGCAAGUCGUCUGUGGCAUAAGCCCUUCGGCCUGCUCAUUGACGCCACUUGCUACAAUGGACAAAACGAACCCCAAGAUGAGCUCUUUAAGAAACUCGAACAGCUCACACCCGUGGAAUUAUCACGGAAUCUUGUCAGAGUCUAUGUCUACAACAUGAAUAGCGCCUUCAGGAAAUGCUUUCGGAGACUUCUACGGGUGUCUGCCAAGAGCGAUAGCAGUGUCUUCAAUCCGAAAAAUGUCGACUACCACUUGAUUGGUAGCCUUCAAGAUUUGCAGGCUCAUUUUCAUCUCAGCCAACUUCAUCUACCGAAAGAGACAAUCAGCGUUGUCACAGAUACCCGAUACGUGUUUCAACCCAUCACCCGACUGUCCAAGACAAAGGGUAAGAUUGAGGUUGUCAUCAAGGUUGGCAGCCAAUUUGUCCAGGUCACAACCACCAAGAAACAGGAGGUCUUCCCAGGCUAUCGGCUGAGCACGACUGUGAACGAUAUUUUCAGGUUAGGCGAAGUGGAAGAAGCUCCUACGUCAAUACAGACUGAAGAUGAUUCGGCCUUUGGUCUGCGUGCAGAUAAUGGCAAGAUUGUCAUGUACUUCACCAGCCCUAAGAAGGCCGACGUGCUCCAGACAAUACGCGGCGCAAAAGCCAAGUACGGCAAGGAUACAAGAGCGCACAAGGCCUACGAACGAUUGAUCCGUCCACAGGAUGUUCCGGGCACCUUGCUGAAUCUAGCCUUAACGAACCUGUCAAGCUCCGAUCACGUUCUCAGACUAUCGUCCUACAAUCUUCUUGGUGCUCUUUGUAAGGCCUUCAAGUUCGGCGCGGCUUCAAACUUGAUGUGCACCAAAGAUGUUUCCGUACCCAUGGACCCGUCUCAUUUCAUCAUCAAGAUUAGCAGGCAGUUGGCAACGUCCGAACCUCAACUGACCUUUGAUUUUUUGACCGAGUUCUUCGUCGGAUGGGAAACCUUUACUGACGAGCAGAAGCCGCUCAGCCUGGCAUAUAUGGCCCCAUGGCUGCCCGGCUUACGCACUGGAGUUUUGGCAAACGAAUCCGAUGCCGAGAAGGGAAAGGAAAAGAUUGCAGCAUUGUUUCGCAAACUCAUAGAUGUGGCUAUGUCAGAUCACGGGCUUACGUAUACGCUUGAGCAAGCUGUCUGGCCCGGCAUCUACCAGGACGAAACAAUACUCGACAUUUUCCUUGAGGAGCUCAUGAGAGCAGCUCUAAGCUUUGGGUUCUCUGAGGAGCCCAUGGAAGCUCUGUCAUCGAUCGUCUCCGGUAUGGGAAGCAUCACCCUGCGUGGUAAGGUGAUUUCCCGGCUACGCAAGGCGUUGAAUCGGUCUUCCCUCAGACCUACGAAAUACUUGCCUGACAAUACAGUGUGGGCCGAGAUCUGCGUUCUACUUCAUUUCUGUUUGUCAUUGUCGUUCGAUAAUGGCGUGCAGUCUCAGCUAUAUCUACCAGAAAUCUUUCACAUCGUCACAAUCUUGGCCAACACAGGCGCUCCGGAGGUUCGCUUGCUAGUGCAUAGGCUUCUUGUCAACACUGUGCACGCAGCUUGCACUUCUUUCAACCUAGACGAAACUCGGUUUAACAAACUCAGAGGUAGUUUAGACUUCCUCAGUGAGCCCAGGAGCGAGAUAUUCUCAACACCUCCCCCAUUCCUACGCGAUGGAGCCUCCAUGUCGACUACACAGGAUGCCGGGCCUUCACUGGCCGCCACUGAGAACCUAGCGGCAGUCUUGUUUGAGGUCUGCUCGGUAGCAGCGCCAUCUAUCGACAUCUCCAAUGCCUGGAGGUCACGCUGGAUGAGUCUGGUGGCCAGCACCGCAUUCCAAAACAACCCAGCUAUUCAACCCCGCGCUUUUGCCGUCAUGGGCUGCUUGGCACGAGAGGAGGUGGAUGACGACUUGCUUUAUCAAGUGCUUGUCGCUCUACGAAAUAGCGUCGGUCGCUUAGGAGACGACACGAACAGCGACAUGCUUAUUUCCAUUGUGACCUCUCUGUCCAAGAUGAUGGCAAAGCUCCCGUCGGCAUCUCGUUAUGGUCUGCAGCUCUUCUGGCUGGCCAUCUCCCUUCUAAGACUUGUACCUCCGGCCUUGUUCAAUUGCACAGCGCAAUUCCUGGAGGCCGUCAUGACUAACAUCAGCACUGUGGGUGAUCUGAGAGGGGACAAGAUGGGCCCUCUCCUUUUACAGGGCCGUGUCCAGCUCGAGGAAGCUGCUCUGCCUCUAGAUGACGCAUACGGCAUCCAUUUCACGCCUGAGAAUUUCCAUUUCGCAGUCUGCGCUUGUCUCGCUCGUGGUCUUGCGGACACUACCACGAAGACGAAUGCCAUGCGAGUACUCUCGGCCUUCCUAGACAUGGCCGGCAAUCCUGUCGGUGACGCUGGGAGCCCGCCUGACGACUUAUCUCGGUCGCCUUACAUGGCUCUUAUCCUCGCACGAACGGUCGAGAGCGAUGAGCUCAGGGACAAUCUAUGGCUUGCGGGUAUUGAUCCUUCCCUUUUACGAGAUGUCACUGGCCAGCAGAGAUACGAUGAUCUCGGCGGCAUGAAGGAUAAAGAUCUCCUCCUGAACACGGCCAUCGAGUUGAUUGACUUUCAGUACUUGGAGGAUGCACUGCAGAACCGGACAUUGCAGUGGCUGACGGAACUAGCAGCAGCUAGGCCGUCUGUGAUUAUGCACCUCUGUGGGCCUAUUGUUUCUAUCCUGGACGAUGUGCUUCUGCAUUGCCAGAAUUCGUCGACUUUGGAGUCUGCGCAAGACUUGCUACAUGCACUCACGUCAAAUCCAAAGUUCAGCACAGCGCUAGAGUCCACAGCCGUUUUGAAUGAGAUUCUUGAGGAUAUGGGUUUCAGCGGGUUGUGGCGUUCAUGUUCGUUCAACUUCAGCCAGGACCAGGAUAGGAAAUGUUUCCUUCUGACCGAGAAGCUGAUCGAAGUAAGUCACUACGAAUGA